Molecule: messenger RNA, 2064 nt
Organism: Saccostrea cuccullata (small rock oyster)
Lineage: Eukaryota; Metazoa; Mollusca; Bivalvia; Ostreida; Ostreidae
Exons: 16
Coding region: 692-1456 (254 amino acids)
Molecular function (GO): nucleic acid binding
Source: RefSeq, a predicted model, not a curated record
AUAAUUAUGGAAAGCCACAGGGGACCCCCAAGUCAUGUUCUAUAUAUUCAUAGUAAUUCAAUCUUGGGCGGUCAUGUUUACAAUCCCGGCCAAGUCAUGAUCGGCCACACGGGACCCCCAAGUCAUGUUCUAUAUAUUCAUAGUAAUUCAAUCUUGGGCGGUCAUGUUCUAUAUAUUCAUUGUAAUUCAAUCUUGGGCGGUCAUGUUCUAUAUAUUCAUUGUAAUUCAAUCUUGGGCGGUCAUGUUCUAUAUAUUCAUAUAAUUUCAAUCGGUCAUGUUAUGAUUGCAACUCUGACCAAGUCAGGUUUGGUUUGAUAGCAUAACAUGGCCUUCUUAUCUUUGCCGGUCAUGAUUUGACAACCCUGGCCUAGUCAACAUAUAUCCCAUGUUUUACAUCUUGACUAGGCCAUGAUUUUCUAUCCCAAGAUUGCAUUGGCCAAGAUACAUUACUUCCAAACGCAGUCAAGAUUUACUUCCCAAGAUUUUAUAGGAUCGAGAUUCGGCCAAGAUAGCACAUAACUUCCAUACGCAGUCAAGAUUCACUUCCCAAGAUUUCAAAAGACAAAGACUAAUUUCCCAAGAUUUCAAAAGAUCAAGAAUAGGCGAAGAUUUUUUCGCGGCAAGCAUCGGAGUCGAGACCCACUUAAAGGGUUUAAUUUGGUAUGUGCACCAUAAAUGAGGACACAGAAUUAUGGAUGAAAAUUUAAAAGACAUCAUUAGAAGGUACCACAGAAGAGGUUUAUCUCACAAGGAAAUUCACUUUUUACUGAAAAUAAGACAUGGUCAAAACUAUAGUUUCCAAUAUCUGAAGAGAAAAGUAAUACCAAGAUUAAAUUUAAAUGACAGAAGAGGAAAUAGAAACCUGCCAGAUUUUGAUGAAGUAUUGGAUCUGAUAAAGAAUGAAGUGAAAAUAAAACCAGAUCGAAGUAUCUCUGACAUGUUUUUCAGAUUGAAAACAAUCCAUGGGUGCAAUGUUCGAAGAGAAUUGGUGAGGCAAAUAAUGAAAGCACUAGACCCUGUCGGCGUGUCCCUCAGGAAGGGAAACAAACUGAAACGAAGACAGUACCUUAGUAAAGGUCCCAAUUGGCUUUUGCAUAUAGAUCAGUAUGAUAAAUUGAGCCCUUUUGGGAUUUAUAUCAGUGGAUGCAUUGAUGGGUUUUCCCGCUAUGUGCUAUGGGUGGAAGCUGGUGUCAGCAAUAAAAACUGCAAAAAGAUUGCAGGGUACUUUUUGAAGACUUUGGAGAAUGUUAAAGGAUUUCCACAUAUUAUUCGAGGAGAUGCAGGAACAGAGAAUGGGACAGUAGCUGCCAUUCAAAACUUCUUGAGAGAAGAUGAUGAUGACUGCUUCAGCAAGAAAUCCUUCCUCUAUGGAAAAUCCACACAUAAUCAAAGGAUAGAGAGAUGGUGGGGAAUUUUUGAGAAGAAAAUGCACAGAUCGAUGGAUUCAUCAUUUUAAGGAAUUAGAAAAAGAUGGUCAUUUUACAAUUGGUGAUGAUCUUCAUAUAACUUUAGUUCAGUACUGCUACAUGCAGAUUAUCAGAGAAGACUUGGAAGAAGUGAAAUUUGCCUGGAAUAACCACAGAAUCAGGAGACAAAAAUCAGGUGAUAUUGUUCCUGGGAUACCUGAGCUCCUUUAUCAUGUUCCUGAAAUGUUAGGCAAUCCACAGUGCCAAAAUUAUCUUCAUUAUAUCGAUGUUAAUGAUGAGCGGUUUCAUUUUCUGAAAUCUCAGUGCUGCUUUGGAAAUGACUUGGAUGAUGACAUUAAGGAAGCUUUUGACAUCAUCUCAGACUAUUACCCUCCUUCAACAAUAUUAGAAGCCAGAACUAUGUAUAUUGCUCUCAAAGAUGGAUUGGAACACCAGAUAUAUCAUUAAUUUUUUUGCUUUUUUGGGGGUAUUUUAUAUCCUAUUCUCAUAAUUCAUGAUAUAUUGUAUGAAUUCUGGGUUGUGUAUGUUUAAUUAUGAACAUCUGUUUGUACACAUCAAGUACAUGUACUUUGUACAUCAUCAGGAAACAUAUUAUAUGGGAAUUGUAAAACAUGUACAAAUGAAAAACAAAAUUAAA